Molecule: messenger RNA, 3615 nt
Organism: Coniosporium apollinis CBS 100218
Lineage: Eukaryota; Fungi; Ascomycota; Dothideomycetes
Product: chromosome segregation protein sudA
Exons: 5
Coding region: 1-3615 (1204 amino acids)
Biological process (GO): mitotic sister chromatid cohesion
Cellular component (GO): chromosome
Molecular function (GO): cohesin loader activity; ATP hydrolysis activity; protein binding
Source: RefSeq, a predicted model, not a curated record
AUGUAUAUCAAGCAGAUCAUCAUUCAAGGCUUCAAGAGCUACAAGGAUCAAACAGUGAUCGAGCCCUUCUCGCCCAAACUGAACGUGAUCGUUGGCCGCAAUGGCUCAGGUAAAAGCAACUUCUUCGCGGCCAUCCGCUUCGUCCUCAGCGAUGCAUAUACGCAGCUCGGUCGCGAAGAGCGACAAGCACUGCUUCACGAAGGCUCCGGGUCAGCGGUCAUGUCCGCAUACGUGGAGAUUAUCUUCGACAACAGCGACGAGCGAUUCCCUACCGGCAAGUCCGAGCUCGUCCUCCGACGAACCAUUGGCCUCAAGAAGGACGAGUACUCGCUAGACCGCAAGAACGCUACUAAAGCCGAUGUUAUGAAUCUCCUCGAAUCCGCCGGUUUCUCGCGCUCAAAUCCAUACUAUAUCGUUCCCCAGGGCCGUGUCACGGCAUUGACGAACAUGAAGGACCCUGAGCGGUUGAAUCUGCUGAAAGAAGUUGCGGGAACUCAAGUGUAUGAAUCGCGGAGGCAGGAUAGUCUCAAGAUCAUGAGCGAGACGGACAACAAGCGCGCUAAGAUUGACGAUCUGCUGACGUACAUCAGAGAGCGUCUUGAUGAACUUGAGGAAGAGAAGGAGGAGCUAAAGGCAUAUCAAGAGAAGGAUAGGGAAAGGCGAUGCCUAGAGUACACAAUAUACCACCGCGAGCAGAUCGAGAUCCAGCGGGCUCUUGAGAGCAUCGAUGAGCUGCGGCAGACCGGUGUAGACGAGACCGACGACAACCGUGAGCGCUACAGUGCGGGGGAGCAGGAGCUGGCUCAGAUUGACGCCGAGAUCAGCGAUGUCAAGCAACGGAUUGAAUUCUUGAGAGUCGACAAAGCCCAGCUGGAGGACGAGCGGCGUGAGGUAGCGCGAGACAAGGCGAAGAUCGAGCUCGAGGUUAACGGACUUACGGAAGGACAAUCUGCGGCGAGGCAAGCCAGGACGCAGCAUGAGGACGAUUUGCGAGAAGUUCAGGAGCAGAUCCGCCAGCGUGAGCAGGAACUGGCCCAAAUCAUGCCCGAGUACAACAACCGGAAAGAGCAGGAGGCUGCGAUCAAGGCCCAGCUGAUCGAAGCCGAAGGGACGCGGCAGCGCCUAUACGCCAAGCAAGGUCGAACUGCACAGUUCAGAAACAAGCGAGAUCGAGAUGCCUGGCUACAAGGGGAGAUCGAUGCAGUCAAUGUCGCACUGGCCACACGCAAAGCAGUUGCCAUGCAGACGACAGAAGAGAUCACGGAUCUUGAGACAGAGAUUGGGCGUCUCGAAGAGGAGAUCACUGGGCUUCGCGCGCGCAUAGAUAACAGAGGCGAUAAUAUGCAGACGAUCUCGGAGAAUAUCCAGAGGGCGAAAGAGGAGCGAGACAGGCUGAUGGAUCAACGGAAAGAACUGUGGCGUGAAGAAGCUAAACUUGACUCCGUAGUCAGCAACGCGCAACGCGAGCUUGAGAAGGCCGAGAAGUUUCUCUCUCAUAUGAUGGAUCAAAACACCAGCAGAGGCAUUGCUGCCGUCCGGCGCAUCAAACGGCAGCACAACCUUGAAGGCGUAUAUGGCACCCUGGCUGAGCUUUUUGAGGUCCCGGAUAGAUACAAGACGGCAGUCGAAGUCACCGCAGGAACAAGUCUUUUCCACUACGUGGUGGACAGCGAUGAGACAGCCACGAAAGUCCUCGAGAUCCUGCAACGCGAGAAAGCAGGUCGUGUGACAUUUAUGCCACUCAAUCGCCUACGGCCAAAGCCAGUCAACAUUCCGAAAGCCAGUGAUGCUCUGCACAUGAUUACAAAGCUGACCUACGAUCCAACAUAUGAGAAGGCCUACCAGCACGUUUUCGGCAAGACCAUCAUCUGUCCCAACCUCCAGGUUGCGGCUCAGUACGCGCGCAGCCACGCCGUCAGCGCCAUUACACCAGAGGGAGACCGCGCGGACAGGAAGGGUGCUCUCACUGGUGGUUUCCAUGACCCUCGUCAGUCCCGUAUUGACGCCAUCAAGAACGUGACAAAAUGGAGGACAGAGUAUGAGAACCAGAAGAACCGCGUCGAGGAGGUCCGACGUGCCCUCGAACAGAAAGACCAGGAAAUCACGCGUGCUGUUGGCGAGUUACAGAAGCUUGAGCAGCAGCGGCAGCAACUAGAGAACAGCUACGGUCCUUUGCGACAGGAGUUGCGAAGCAAGUCUGCCGAUCUACAGAACAAGCGGGACUCCCUUGAUGCCAAGCAUCGGACUAGAGAGAACAUCGAAGCUGCUGUUCGCGAACUGGGCGAACAGCAGAGCGCAUAUGAGGCAGAGAUGGCCGCGCCCUUUGCGAAGGCUCUGUCACGUGAUGAAGAGCAGCAGCUGGAGACGCUGAGUGCUGCGGUACAAGAUUUGAGAAGACAGUACUCAGAGUUACGCCCCGGUCUUUCUGAGCUUGAGUCUCGAAAGACUGUCAUCGAAGUCGAGCUUCGCGAGAACCUGCGGCCAAGACUCGAGCAGCUGCAGGCGCAGGAAGCAGACAACGGCGGAACUGGCGCCGGCGGCGAUGGGAAUGGAAGGCUAAAGGAGCGGCAGCGCGAACUGAAGCGCAUCAACAAGGCUUUCGAGGCUGUCGAAGGCAAGCUGCGAGAGGCUGAGGAGGCAAUUGAGCAAGCGAACAAUCAGCUCGCUGAGCUAGAAGGGAACAAAGCCGAGAAACAGAGGCAGCAGGAGGAGAUUGCGCAUGCCAUAUCGCGGCAUCAGAAGAGGAUGGAGAAGAGCAUGGCAAAAAAGGCACUGUUGACCGAAAAACUUGCUGAAUGUAGCCGCAACAUUAGGGAUCUAGGUGUAUUGCCAGAGGAGGCUUUCGAUAAGUAUCAGAGAAUGGAGUCGGACAAGGCCAUCAAGCGUCUUCACAAAGUCAACGAUGCCCUCAAGAAAUAUUCUCACGUCAACAAGAAGGCCUUCGAGCAAUACGCCAAAUUCCAGCAGCAGCGCGACACCCUCACUAAGCGGCGCUCUGAACUCGAUAGCUCGCAAAAGUCGAUCGAGGAGCUGAUCGAAGUGCUUGACCAGCGAAAAGACGAGGCUAUCGAGCGAACCUUCAAGCAAGUCUCACGCGAGUUCGCCAACGUCUUUGAGAAGCUGGUGCCAGCAGGCAAGGGGCGUCUCAUCAUCCAGCGCAAGUCAGACAGGCAAGCCCGACAGGAGCAGGAAGAGGAAAGCGGCCAGGAAGAGCGGGAGAGUGUGGAGAACUACACUGGUGUAGGCAUCAGUGUGAGCUUCAAUAGUAAGCAUGACGAGCAGCAGCGGAUCCAACAACUGAGCGGUGGGCAAAAGAGUCUCUGCGCCCUUGCCCUCGUCUUCGCCAUCCAGCAGUGCGAUCCCGCGCCAUUCUACCUUUUUGAUGAAAUCGAUGCCAACCUGGAUGCGCAGUACAGGACUGCAGUCGCCAGCAUGCUGCAAACGCUGUCUGAGACUACGGACGGCGGUGGGCAGUUUAUCUGCACGACGUUCAGGCCGGAGAUGGUCAUGGUGGCUGAGAAAUGCUAUGGAGUGAGCUACUCCAACAAGACGAGCAGUAUCGAUGUCGUGAAUCGCGAGGACGCUUUGAACUUUGUCGAAGGACAGAGGCUUUGA